Talaromyces amestolkiae is the source of this 3729-nucleotide messenger RNA. RefSeq lists its product as uncharacterized. Bases 1 to 3729 code for a protein of 1242 amino acids. NCBI's taxonomy places the organism in Eukaryota, Fungi, Ascomycota, Eurotiomycetes, Eurotiales, Trichocomaceae. Gene Ontology annotation, cellular component: microtubule organizing center. The record is from RefSeq and is a predicted model, not a curated record. The transcript has 3 exons.
AUGCCGGUGCCAUACAUCGACACACCGCGAACCGAGAUAGACGGUAACGCGACUUAUUUAACGAACGGACUUCGAAGCGCCUACCGUGGCAAUCUAUCUGCUUUAGACUCGGUCGAAAACUCAUUUCAGACGCCUUCGAAAGAUGGGGAUAUCAUCAAGACUUUGGAGGCUCGGCGGCACGCAACCAAUGGAGCGACAACGCAGACACCGCGCGUAUCUGGCACCGGAGCAAGAAUUUCACGCAAUUCUCUCGGGGAUAAACGGACACUGCCAGCGAAUGCGCCGCCAAAAGGCGAAUUCACACCCAUGAUGCGAAGCGUGACACGCAACAACUAUCUUCGAAAUAUGUCGGCAGUGAGAGGCAGCGGUGUUCCCAAGACUCCAGCAUAUCUUAAAGAUGGCUAUCGAAGUAAUGGAAACACGCCGGGACUACCGCCAAUCGAUGCGACCAACAUAUAUGAGGACGGUGGAACCUCUUCAAUGGCCAUGGACGAUAUCACGCCUUUACCUCAAGUCGCUAGCAGCAGCCCUAACGGUACACCACUACCAUCAUUUUCGCGUAAAGGCGGUGCUGGAGGAGUACUGGAUUCCGACCAAAAUAUGCUUUCAUUGAAAGAGCAAGAAAAUGCUAUCAACAAACUCGACAAGGAAAAUUUCGGUUUAAAGUUAAAAAUCCACUACCUAGAAGAGCAGCUCAAAAAAGCUGGUCCAGGAUACAACCAGGCAGCACUCAAGGAAAACACAGAGCUCAAAGUCGCGAGAAUCACGAUGCAGCAGGAAAUAGCACGAUACAAGAAAGGUCUACAUCAGGCCGAGCGUGACUUGGAGGCAUAUCGCCUACAGCUUCAAGAACUCCGAGAAAAAGCUAAGCGGAGACAAGCCGACGAAGCCAUACAGCGAGAAAUAGAAUAUAUGCGUGAAGAGAUCGCAACUCGCGAGGCUCAAGUCAACAACCUACAGGAGGAGCUACGCAAUGUCAAGGACAGAGAUUCUGACGAGGUGGAGCGCUUGCGUGACGAAAUUGUCGACCUUGAGACUACCCUACGCGAAAAAGAUCGGAUUAUCGAUGCCAAGGACGAGGAGAUUGAGACCUUGAAGGAAGAUGAAGGCCAGGACAGCAAUGCUGUUGCUGAACUGGAAGCCGAGCUCGAGCGGGCAAAACAACAAUUGGAGGAAUUCCAGGACGAUCUCGAAAAGGCCAAGGCUGACGCGCGUGAAGCGAAUCGUAAUCGGGAGCAAGCCAUUGAGCAAAAAGAUAAAGCGGAAGAUAAUCUACGAGAGCUUCAAGAUGAGAUGGCAAACAAGUCGUUUUCCACCAAAGGUCUCAGUCGUCAAUUCGAAGAAAGGGCUGAAGACCUCGAAAAGGAGCUCACUCAGCUUCGUGACGAAUACAACGAUUUGAAAGAAGAUUACGCCGCGAAAGAACGCCGAGAAGAGAUGCUUGAAGGACAACUUGAGGAGAUUCAACAAGAACGCGCGGUUGAAUUGGACUCCCUUCGCGACAAAGCCGAUAGUGCUGAGCAGUACCUUGCGGAGCGAGACGAAGCUUUAGGCAGGUUGAAGGAGGUUCUUGACGAUCUAGAUCGCAAAACUGAUGAGAAAGAGCUCCUUCAGACCCGCCAUCACGCUCUAACAGAUGAAUCGGCUAGUUUACAGAGGGAAUUAGCAAACGCCCAGUCUACUAUUCGACGCCUUGAGCAAGAAAUUGAAGACGAAAAACAACGUGGCAUGGAUAACAAUCACGAACUCCGCACUCAACAUCGAGAAGAAAUAGAACGACUAAGCGAGGAGAUUGUGUCUUUGCAUCAGGAGAUCGAGGACAAGGAAGGACAAUUUGCACUCGAACAAGAUCGCUGGGAAAGUGCGAAACGUACAUUGCAGUCGCAAAAGGAUAGGGCCGAGGAACAAGCGGCGGGUUUUAAACGUACAAUUGAGAAGCUUCAGGAUGUCGAAUUGACCGUUUCCGGCCGUGCAGCAAAACUUCAGGACGUGAUUGAUAGCGAAAAGGAUCGUCACUUACAAGAGGAGGCCGUCUUGAGUCGCCAAAUUAAGGAACUGGGCGACGACAUCGCGUCAAAGAGACAAAUUGUUAGCGAACAGCGAAGUGAAAUGCUUACAAUCAAGGAAGAGCUUCGAGUCAGUCGCCGCGAAGAAGAGGUUUUCAGAGAAAAGGUGCAAGCCUUGGAAGACGAAAUUGCCAUUCUACGAGCAAGUCUGCAGGAAGAAAAGGAAUACUCGAAAGCCAAGACUCUUCAAGGAGUACCUGGCCAAGAAGGUCAACUUCAGAAGGUUAUAAGUGAGCGUCAAAAUCUGCGAGAUCAGCUUGCAAGUGCAAACGUUGAACUACAUAAUUUGCGCACGUCCACCGCUGAAGCCGAAGCCGAGCGCGACUUGUUGCAGAAUGAGCUCAACCAGAUUCAGAGCAAAUCAAAUGGAAGCAACGACUUUGACCAUGAAAAGGUCGAACUCCGCAAGGCCAAGCUUCGUCUCGAGAAUGAGCUUCAACGGCUAAAAGAAGAAAAGACAUCGUUGGUAGCUGCACGAAAAUCAAUUGAAGAUGCAUUAAACGCGGAGAUUGAGCGUUCCACAGCAGAGGAAAACCGAUUAUCGAGUGAAUUAGUCCAGUUACAAGAUCAACUGCGCGCUAGCUCGACAGCUCGAGAUCGAGAGUUGACCAUGGCAAAGAGCCAAGUCCGCCAAUUGGAAAGGAGGAUCUCGGAGCUUGAAGCCAUGGCCGAGCAUCAACAACCAGUCAAUGUGGAAGGUUCAUCAGUCGCUGCUGAUAUCCCUUUGCUUCGCCAGAAUCUUGAUGAUGCACGGAAGCGAGAGAAAUCACUACUUGAGCGCGAGGGUGAACACAAGAAAUCUAUACGCGAAUUGAGGAAUCGAAUUUCGGAACUCGAAGAGGCGCUUCAUGAAGCUCAGAUGCAGAAGUUGAAUAUUCCAUCUCCUGCGAGAUCAUCAUCGGACGGUCUACAUGAAGAUCUACGAGCGAUGCGCAAUAGGCUCAAGGAAGCACAUAAGAUCGUAAUGGAACUCAAAACGAAGAAUCGAGAAUUGGAGAGGACCGCACUGAAGGCCGAAGAUCGAAGAGAUCUCCACGAACUACUGAAAUCGUCCACUCUGGAAGCCGAAUCGCUCGCUUUACAACUUUCCGAGAAAGAGCUUCAAGUAAACGAGCUCAAGGCAUCUAUUCGUCGAAUCCGCGAGGAGCGCAGCCUGGCGAUCAAGAAAUCCGACAAAACCAGUCAAGAAUGCAAAGCCCUCCAAGAACGGAUUGAUUCGCUCAUGGAAGAUGUUAAUGCUAAGACGAAUCGCAAAACCCGCCACGAUAAAGAGAUCCGGGGACUAGGAAAGGAGAUUAUAUGGCUCCGGACACGGCUCAGGAGAGAAGAGAAAUUCCGUCGUGACUUGGCUUGGAGUAAAGGGCUUAUGGAACUUGGUGAACGAGUUCGAGCAGCUUGCAACGAGGCCGAUCUUCGCAUGAUCGCUGAAAUGGGUAUCAACGCCCCCGAACCCAAGAAAGUCUAUGAUGCACGCCGCAAGAUCCGUACAGCAGGUCUUGCCGUGAUGGCUACUGUCCGAAUGCAACGCAUGAGUCAAGAGUGGACCAAGGUCAAGAAAAUCGGCGAGAGUCUUCGCCGUGCCAAGAAUGAGCUCGCUAUGAAACGAGACGGCCAGAGAAGACGCGAAGGGUCACUCAGUUUGAGAGAGAUUUCUAGCUCUUAG